AUGUCCUUCCUUCGCAAGUCCUCCGAUCCUCAUACGUUUCCUGCUGUUUUCCCUACGUACUUGAUUCCGUCGGUUCCUUUCCGUCGCCGGUGUCGUCAGUCAAGCAAUGGCUCAAUUGAAUCUGCCACCUUGAACGUACCUGCUCCGUCGCCCUCUUCCAACCCAUUUACCAGACCGUUGACGCCAACCCCGAUUCCUGCUUCUUCUGCUUCCUCCGUCGUUGUUCCUCCCGAUGGCAAGUUCCUCAACGGUCAUAGCUCACACAUUCAAUGUGCAAAAUGCUCGACAGAUUUGUGCUUUACGUCGCAAAUCAUCAGCAAAGGUUUCACAGGCCGACAUGGUCGUGCUUAUCUUGUUCAAGGUACUACCAGCCACAUCAACACCACCACUCCGGCCCUCCCCAACACGUACCAGAACAAAUCCAUCCCGCGAAACCUGGUGACUGGUCAGCAUAUCGUUAGUGACAUCAGCUGUGCCAUCUGUGGGAGCAUUCUGGGCUGGAAAUACGUGGAAGCCAGCGAGGAAAGCCAGAAGUACAAAGUUGGAAAAUUCAUUCUCGAAACCAAAAGGAUCCGAAUCGGGGUAUCCUGGGAAAAUGAAGAGGGUGAAGACGACGGUACGCCACCGUAUGAUGAGGUUCUGCCUUUACCGCCUCGAGAACUCAGGAAAUUCGCGGACGGCCCUGUCGGUCCGGACGUCGACCUGGAAUUCGACUCACAGGAUGAAGACGAAUGUGAAGAUUUGUUCGCGGGAGUGUGGAGUCCCCAACUCGCAGCAAAGAGAAGACAGAGGAAGCGAGAGAGAUUCGGAAGACGACCUGUUGGUAGCCUGACAAGUUUUGGCGCUGCCAGCAGUGCAGACACUUUGUCAUGA
Messenger RNA from Rhinocladiella mackenziei CBS 650.93, 873 nucleotides. RefSeq lists its product as uncharacterized. The transcript has a single exon. NCBI's taxonomy places the organism in Eukaryota, Fungi, Ascomycota, Eurotiomycetes, Chaetothyriales, Herpotrichiellaceae. The record is from RefSeq and is a predicted model, not a curated record. Bases 1 to 873 code for a protein of 290 amino acids.